Synchiropus splendidus (mandarinfish) is the source of this 5439-nucleotide messenger RNA. RefSeq lists its product as uncharacterized. Gene Ontology annotation, cellular component: synapse. The transcript is spliced from 7 exons. NCBI's taxonomy places the organism in Eukaryota, Metazoa, Chordata, Actinopteri, Syngnathiformes, Callionymidae. The coding region runs from base 228 to 3785 and encodes 1185 amino acids. The record is from RefSeq and is a predicted model, not a curated record.
AAUCCAUAAAGCUAUUUUCACGAGAACAAGCGGAAUUGACAGUUUUGGCUCUUGAAUGACGAGGAAGUUCAUCCAUGACUAAAAGCUGGUCAGAUGGUUUUGGGGGGUCACUCUGUGGGACUCUGCCAGAGCGGUGGACACUUCGCUGUAGCAGCGUGAGCUACACUGGGACAAACAGUUGAAAUCGGAGGAAGCCAGCGGUUGAGUCGAGAGAGUUCCCACCUGGUAUGGUCCACUUGUGUGUGUCCAUCUCAGAUGACGGUCCUCGGCUUGAAUCGGUACAAAAGGGAUCACCGAGGGGCUCACGGCGCCACGGCAGACGGGCAGCUAAGAUGGCCACUAUGCGACACGAGCCGGGAACCAGGACAUCCUCCGCUCGACAGAACAGAGGCUCCUGCUCAUCCACUGCCUCCUGCCCUGUCUUCUCAGGAAGCUACAGCGAUCAAGAAGAGGAACCUCCGUUGAGACGGCAGUCCUCGCCUUUGAUCAAAGGUCCUUUUUCCUCAUCGGAAAAGAAGUCGCCACAAAGCUGUAAAGGUUCUCUCUCCAGCCUCCAGGGGUCUGUGAGCAGCCUACAGGGCUCUCCACCAAGCCUGAAAAGCCCUCUGCAGAGGUUCCAGGGCUCCCUGCCAAGCCUGAAGGGUUCUAUUUUUCGCUUUAGGCGGCAUUCGCUUGGCAGCCUGGAGAACUCCAGCCCCAAUCUCAGUGAGGAGAGCAUCAGUCCUGGCUUACAGGACCAUGACGGCAGCUCCAGCGAUGACGAUGGCAGUUGGGACACCAACAGCUGGAGCUCAGGAGCCACUUGUCUCUACCGCACACCUGUCAAGCAAGAAGGUACCGAAGAAACUCCAGACAAGAAGUCCCCAGAUGAUGUGGCACAGCCGGAAAUUAUCUACCAAAACCUCAUCUUCUCAAGCCCCAAAGCUGCCAUUAGCGAGAAGACCUCAGUGAAGAAAGAUCCAGGAACUCUGUGCUCUCCAUCUCCGUCCGGCAUGACCUCAGCUCAAAGGCAAUCGGAGGAAGACCGGCGCAGGUUCUCCAAUUUCCUCAACGAGGUGACCGGCAGGGUGAUCAAAUCUAAAAAUGAUCCACCCCAACAGAAGGUCACGCUGAGACAUCGUAAGCUACCUCCACCACCGCUACCUCCAACAACUCCACUGCGCACCCCUCAGGUACCGCUGCUGUCAGCCCCAACACACCUGCCACCCUUUCCCUUCUCCUCCACAACAGGGUGGCACAGCUCCACCACCUCCAACCUUCACACCAUUAAGGAGCACGAGACGAAAGUCAAGGUUUCUCCGUUCCACCAGUGGAGUAAGACUUUACCCAGCUGUAAGAUUCUGGAGCCAGAGGACGUGCUGAGGAAGAUUACCGGGAAAAGUCACUCCAGCUCACAUCGAGAUCUGGACCUGUUCACCAAGAUACAAACACAACCGACGACUGGGAGGCUUUAUCUCGAGACAGACAUAGACAGCAUCCGGAGACUUGAUGACCUGGUGGCCAACGACUCCCUGGCAAAGGAGAAAAACCACACGGCUGUAGAAAAAAGUAAGAAGAGGGGGAAGAACCAGGCGUGGGAGAGGAAUGGAGGUUUGGAAAAAGAGGACAAGAGAUACGGGAAUAUGAGCAGGAGACACAGAGGGAAGGACGGAGGGGAGGAAAACAGAAUAUCAGAUCGCAGCAGGGACAAGGACAAGAGGUUCGUCCAGGACAAUUAUGGGACUCUUCAACUAUCCCCCUGUGAUGUCUACUCCGUCCCCAGAUGGCCAGAGGGAUGUCCACAAACGUCCUACAGGUCCACGUCCCUGCCCAGAACCGUCAACUGCAUCCAGGAGUCGGAUGGAGAGAUGCAGCGUGACACCAGCUCACUGCACGACCACAAGGACGACCUGCGCAAGCAUCUCUCGUACACAACGCACAAGCUGGAGAUGAUGGAGACGGAGUUCGACUCCACGCGACAAUACCUGGAGACAGAACUGCGGCGGGCGCAGGAAGAGCUGGAGAAGUUCUCAGAGAAACUUCGCAGGAUCCAGAGCAGCUAUGCGGCUCUUCAGAGGAUCAACCAGGACCUGGAAGACAAGAUGCUACAGACGUCGCAGCACCACGAGGAGGAGAAGCGAGCGCUGAGUCGGGAAAUCAUCGUCCUCAACAACCACCUGAUGGAGGCGAAGAUCACCAUCAACAAGCUGCGAGAGGACAACGAUGUCUUCAGGAAAGACUGUAACCUGGCGGUGCAGCUGCUGCAGUGCUCCAAGUCCCAGCACAGGGGGCACAAGAUGUCGGAGCUGCCUCUGGACCUGCAGGAACGUAUCAGUACCCACAUGGAGAAACACCACCCAGCCAGCGAAGCCACGGUCCCUUCGUGUCACUCUGUCUACCCGGACGCGGUGCCAACGUCCAUCAUCGCCAAAGUCUUGGAAAAACCAGAACCUGGUCGAAGCUGCCCGUCUACCCGCUCCACAAGCCCGAGGCCACAUGAUAGCGAUUUUCUCACAGUAACAGGAAGCACUGACAACCUUAAUCGGCGUAUUAUCUACAAGAAUUCUGACUUGUACUGCAGCGAUACCGCUCUCUAUUGCCCAGAACGGUGGCAUGACUCGGAACGAAGGCAGAGCAUCGACCUUCACAGCACUGGGCUGCAUGAGCUCAAUGCCCAAGACUCAAUUGAUAGCAACCAGGAUGAGGAGGCGUACCCCUCUGGGAGUUUUUCACACCAUGAGCCGGCUUCCUCUUACCAUCAGGAUGAAUUUGGGACUGGUAGUCCCCCGGUCUCCAGUUCCUAUUCCAGCUUCAGUCUCGCUUCAGAUGAAAAGGAUGGAGUCACUGGUGGGUGUCCACGCACCCGUAGUGGCACCUUUUCCUCCUCCCACCAGGGACUGUACAUGGACUGGCGUGAUGGCGGGAAUAGCGAGUGCGAGCAUAAAGGCACGUCAUCGUAUGAUAAAGAGAUCCCUGGCUUCCAAAAGUCUCGUAGCAUCCAGCACAUGGUGGCACCCAGAAGUCCGCAAAAAGGGACCUUGCCGUCCUAUACGCGAACGGCUUCCUGUUUUAGUGAACCAUACCACUCCAGUACACCCCGACUACCAUCCUCACACAGCAUGGGCUCCACGACUGGGUUAGCUCAGGCAUCUGGUAGUGGUCUGGACCUCACGGAGGAUGAGCUGAGCAAUCACUGGAGGCAGCUGAGCGUGGAGGAUAUCGCCAUGCUAGCGGCCUCUUAUGGUAACAUAGCUGGGCGGGUCUCGCCAUAUAGUUUCUCAGAGUGCCAUAUUGCAAUGGCUCCCUCUAGCAAGGUGAAAGAGUCCCUCUACAGCUGCGUCCAGGAGGGAGAUGACGUCUUCCAAGGUCGUAUACUGGAUGAUUGUUUUGGGACUCGCUCCGGUUCACCAAGCCACGGCCCCAAAAAACCACCACUCGAGCCACGGAAAAAGAAACAACCCCCCACAAUGUAUCGCGCUAAGGAGGACAGCCAGGACUCGGAAUCAGGACCAGUCCUCUCCGGGACUGAGAGAGACAGUGGCGCAGUAUCAAUGAUAACCAAGAAGGACUAUGCAAGUGCUGGCAGCUCAGGAGACUCUCUAGACCAAUGCUCCUUGGAAGCGUCCAGUCUUCAGCACUACCCAAGUCCUCGACCAGCUGUCCGUCCGCGGCCCAGCUCGGCUCUUACGGUUGGUCCCGCGCUCCCGAAGAAGACCUCUCCUAGAUACCAAAAAUUUGGCAGCACUGGGCUUACGAGGAAAGACAGUUUGACGAAAGCGCAGCUUUACGGAACACUGCUGAAUUGAAACUACGAGUUUACUUAUGCAUGACGACGUUUGUCGCACCGGCGACCGCAUCCGUACUGUGACCAAGGUUUUGACCGUCGUUGUUAUGUAUCCUAGCCAUGGCACGUUCUCUGUCUGCAACACUUAGUGCUAUUGUGUGUUACGGUACUGUGCUCCUGUCCGAAUCCUGAACCAGACCCACACUGCAUCCAAAGACCUGUUUACAAAUAGUGAACUUUUCGUCAGAGACAAAUAUGACGCAGGGACACCUUGUUAUUUAGCCUGCAACCAGAUGUUAUGGGCUGAUCGUUCCUCAAGGGUUUCUAGAGAUCCUCAUAAAGCCCGGUGCCAAGACCAAAUAGGGUUUGAAUAGAAUACUGAAAAGUGCGCACUGACCACAAAUGGGUCAGACAGAAACCAUAUACACAAAAUGUACUGAAAGAAUUUUGUAGUUUCUCUACAGUCAGAUACGACUUGUUGAUAGUUUCAUGUUUUCCGACUUCUGCACUUGUUCCAUGUCGAAGAACGUGUUUCCGAUCACUGUGCUUCUGUGGGAACAUCAAACCAGCAAGGAAUUCCGAUCACAACUAAGCUCCCUUGUGGCCGUGGCUCCACCAGCCACAGGGGAGGAGCUCUGUUCCUCCACUUGGAGGACGAAAACAUUAAAUUCCAAUGGUGAUCUGCACAGCGAUAGAUUUUUUUUAUUUUCAUACCAGAAUCUGAUGCUGCCUGUUUCCCUGGCACCCGGACACUCGUGACUUCAGCCUUAACACCCUUUAGUGCACGGAAUGUUCUUUUACAGCAUGUAGACGAAGAAAACUGUGUAUUAACUAUUUAGCUGCUGUGACGUUAGUGGAUGUUUACGACUAUGGUUCACUACUUCCUGUUUCUGAUGGUUCUGUAGAAAACAGGACGUUCCAAAUGUCGCAUGGAUAAUUCUGUUUUGGUAACUAGCGCAUUAAGCUAGCUGGGUUCUUAUUCAAGAGUGAAUGGACACCAAAGGAGUUGAAUCUAGAAUUAGGUCAGCAGCGGCAUGUUUGGAGGUUCUUUGAUGGAAACAGAUUAUAGAUUUAGGUUUAUUUUUUUCCCCUUUUUUGUUUAUUUUUUUGAUGAUUUCUGAGGCUUUCAGGGUGUCAUUCAGACUUCUAGUAAGAUUUCCGUUCUGGUCAUAAUGUUUAUGGCAAGAGUUUUUGGUUUGAUGGUAUAAGGACAGGCAUGGUCCAUUAUCAAGCAGAGACCAACAACCGGAGAACCAGGGAUACUUUCUUUAAUCGAGUGUUUUGUCGCGAAUGUUUUCUCCCAACAUUCAUGGCGACCAAGUUCACUUUCUUUCUAGAUCUACUUUCGUAAACAUUUUUCACCGAGUUCAUUUGUUAACUUUUCUACAGUUUUCUGUUUGAAUGCUAACAUGCUAACAGUUAGCAGAACUAGCUGCAUACAAGCAAAAGUAAACUGCGUCAGUCAAGUGACUCUGAAGUGUGGAUCGAUGACAAAAUGUACAAGGAAGUGAUCUUUCAAAGAUGAGUUGACUCAUCUUCUCAUUUGGACCAGAGCUCUGGUCUGGUUCCGAUCCGACAGUGGAAUUGUGAGCGGCAGAGUUCGGUGCAUGACUGUGGUUCUGUUGUUUGUUUAAGAAUAAACUGAGUGUUGGUAAAUAAACAACUGUCGGAGGGAG